Messenger RNA from Lachancea mirantina, 672 nucleotides. The record is from the annotation of a GenBank genome assembly. Lineage: Eukaryota; Fungi; Ascomycota; Saccharomycetes; Saccharomycetales; Saccharomycetaceae.
AUGGGCGCAGAACCGUCCGGAUCGCAUCAACAGCGCAUCAUCACGUCCGAGCAAUGGGUGUUCGAUCGCGCUCCGCGCGACGAACACCCGCCCGAGGGCAAGGCGCGCCGUACGCCGCUCACAAAGGAGGAACGUGACCAUCGGCGACGGCAGCGCGAGCUGGAAAACGAGCAACUCCAGAACGAAUACAAUGCGGUGCGCCAGGAAAACGCCAAGCUUAAGAGUGUCGUCGCCCGUCUGCGGCAGGAUAUCGAUGCGUACGCGCGUCUGCUCGCACCUGAAGCAGAGCCGGGUGCAGCGUCUGGUGCUGUGCCCGGAACGGCGCCCGGGGCCCCAACCAGGGUGCCGUUGGAGGCCGAGUCCAUGGCGGAGUCAUGCGAUACGGCCAGCGCUCGCGAUUCUCCUACGCUCGAUCUUUUCCCAAGCGACACCAGCGCAGCGGGUGUCUCCAUGCGUGCAGCACAGCGCGUUGGACAGUGCACCGCGUUGCGCGCUGACGGGUUUCCCCCGCUCAAUUCGCUGCUAGUGAGCAGUUCGAAACGACGUAAACGCGACAGCCGCGAAGCCACCGAAACAUCGGACAAGACGGUCGGCGUCGCCCCCACGGCUGUGGGACCCGAAGAAAUCGCACUUAUGCGACGUCUCAAGGACGUGCUGGCCGAGAUGGAGUAG